Molecule: messenger RNA, 3859 nt
Organism: Raphanus sativus (radish)
Lineage: Eukaryota; Viridiplantae; Streptophyta; Magnoliopsida; Brassicales; Brassicaceae
Product: pentatricopeptide repeat-containing protein At2g40720
Exons: 2
Coding region: 149-2704 (851 amino acids)
Biological process (GO): RNA modification
Molecular function (GO): RNA binding; protein binding
Source: RefSeq, a predicted model, not a curated record
AUUUACGUGUAACAUUUGUGUGUUCGUGUUCAGAGUUUCAAGUUAACAACAAAUGCUUAUCCAUUGACUUUGUUAGAGUAAAGUCAAAAUCGGUUAAACCGGUUUUGCGCUGAACUAUCGGAAGGAAGCUAACGACUACGAUGCAGAUAUGCGUUUCACAAAUCACAUCCGUCGUACAGUCUCUUCUGUAGCCGAAUCCUACACUUCUCCUGCUUCUCUCAGUUCCGGAAUCAGAGCCUUGGUUCACAAAGCAGAGUAUCUACAAGCUCUGCAUCUAUACACUAACCAUGACAACUCCUCUCCACUGUACACUUCCGUCUUCACAUACCCUUCUCUCCUCAAAGCUUGCUCUGCUCUUCAAAACCUCGGAUACGGCAAAACCCUCCACGCUUCGAUCAUCGUGUUGGGUUUGCGGCACGAUCCUUUCGUCGCAACUUCGCUCGUCAAUUUGUACGUAAAGUGUGGAUCUUUGGGUUACGCCGUCCAGGUGUUCGACGGUUUGUCUCAGUGCGGAGAUGUCACGGUUUGGAACUCUUUGAUUGAUGGGUACUUUAGAUUUCGUAGAUUUAAGGAUGGGUUUGAUCUGUUUCGUCGGAUGGUGGUGUUGGGUGUGAGACCUGAUGGUUUCUCUUUGUCCAUUGGUGUGAGUGUUUUGUGUAAAGGAGGAGACUUUGGGAAGGGGGAAGGGAAACAGGUUCAUGGGUAUAUGUUGAGGAACUCGUUAGGUGAGGACUCCUUCUUGAAAACUGCUUUGAUUGAUAUGUAUUUCAAGUUUGGGUUAGGGGUAUACGCGUGGCGUUUGUUUCUGGAGGUUGAGGAUAAGUCGAAUGUUGUACUGUGGAAUGUGAUGAUUGUUGGGUUUGGUGAUAGUGGGGUCUGUGAAUCCAGCUUGGAGUUGUAUGUGCUUGCUAAGAGUAACGGUGUCAAGCUUGUUUCCACUUCUUUCACCGGGGUUCUUGGUGCAUGUGGUAGAAGUGAGAAUUUUUGUUUCGGGAGACAGGUACACUGCGACGUGGUGAAGAUGGGACUUGACAAUGACCCUUAUGUUUGUACUUCUUUAUUGUUAAUGUAUUCAAAGUGCGGUAUGGUUGGUGAGGCAGAGACUGUGUUCAGUUGCGUUUUGGAUAGAAGACUUGAAGUAUGGAACGCGAUGGUUGCAGCUUAUGCAGAGAAUGGUUAUGGGCACUGUGCUUUGGAGUUGUUCAGUUUGAUGAGAGAGGAUCGUGUCUUGCCUGAUUCUUUUACCUUGUCAAAUGUUAUCGCCUGUUGCAGCAUGUUAGGGUUGUAUGACUAUGGAAAAUCAGUCCACGCGGAGUUGUUUAAGAGACCAAUACAAAGCACACCUGCAAUAGAGAGUGCUUUAGUCACUCUGUACUCUAAAUCCGGAUGUGAUACUGAUGCUUAUUUAGUCUUCAAAUUAAUGGAAGAGAGAGAUGUGAUUGCGUGGGGCUCCCUGAUCUCAGGACUUUGCAAGAAUGGGAAAUUCCAAGAGGCUCUGGAAGUUUUUGGGUCCAUGAAAGAUGAUGAUGAUAGGUUGAAACCAGAUUCUGAUAUUAUGACAAGUGUUAUAAACGCAUGCGCCGGAUCAGAGGCUCUCAGUCUUGGCCUUCAAGUUCAUGGUGGAAUGAUUAAAACUGGUCUAGUGCUGAAUGUUUUUGUUGGCAGCUCCCUUAUAGAUCUGUAUUCCAAGUGUAGCUUACCAGAAACGGCUCUCAAAGUUUUCACAAGCAUGAGAACGGACAACAUUGUUGCCUGGAACUCCAUGAUAUCUUGCUACAGCCGAAACAGCCUUCCUGAACUAUCCAUAGAACUUUUCAGUCUAAUGCUCAAUAACGGUGUCUUCCCUGAUUCAGUAUCCGUCACAAGUGUCCUUGUUGCAAUCUCAUCAACUGCAAGCUUGCUUAAAGGGAAGAGUCUACACGGUUAUACAUUAAGACUCGACAUUCCUUCAGAUACUCACCUGAAAAACGCUUUGAUUGAUAUGUAUGUAAAGUGCGGGUUGUCCAAGUAUGCAGAGAAUAUCUUCAGGAAAAUGGAGCAUAAAAGCCUGAUCACUUGGAACCUAAUGAUAUAUGGUUAUGGAUCCCAUGGAGAUUGUCAUAGAGCAUUGAGUCUGUUCGAUGAGAUGAAGAAGGCAGGAGAGUCGCCAGAUGAUGUGACGUUCCUGUCUCUGAUUUCAGCUUGCAGUCAUUCCGGUUUUGUGCAGGAGGGUAAAAACAUUUUUGAGAUCAUGAAACAAGACUAUGGAAUCGAACCAAAAAUGGAGCAUUAUGCAAAUAUGGUGGAUCUUCUUGGACGUGCAGGUCACCUAGAAGAAGCUUACAGUUUCAUAAAAGCAAUGCCUAUUGAGCCAGACAGUAGUACAUGGCUCUGCCUCUUAUCUGCGUCAAGAACCCAUCACAAUGUAGAGCUUGGGAUAUUGUCUGCUGAGAAGUUGUUGAGGAUGGAACCGGAAAGAGGUGGUAACUAUGUUCAGUUGAUUAAUCUUUACAUGGAAGCAGGACUGAAGAACGAAGCUGCAAAGUUGUUGAGAGAGAUGAAGGAGAAAGGCUUGCAAAAAAAUCCAGGUUGUAGCUGGAUUGAAGUGAGCAAUCUCACUCACGUUUUCUUUUCAGGAGGUUCGUCUUCUCUAAUGGCGUCUGGGAUCUUCAGUGUAUUGAAUAGCUUAAAGAGUAACAUGACAGAUGAAGAUGAGUUGACUUGAACAAAGAUAAUGUAAUUCCGAGAAUGGUGUCUUUACAUCAUUCCUACUUCUCAGAAACACACAAAACACUCUGGCAGCGUAGAGUAAAAAUAGAGACAUUCUUUGGGGAUUAAAUGAAUGAUAUCACAAAUAGAUUGUUGGUUGCUUCAUGCUCGAGUCUUCUGGAGAUGCUCUCAAAAAAAUGUACAUUGUAUCUUCUUCCUCUAGUGUUCAUCACAUUCCAGAUGAGGUUCGGUUAAUGCGCUGGGCACCAAGUUUAGGAGCUGCAGGUUUGGCUGCUCGGCCACGACCAGAAGACAAAGGUUUUGCCCUGGUGGUUGGUGGUGGAGCAGCAAUGGCAGCCCAAGGGUCUUCAUCAUCAGACUGUACUGUCUUCUUCAAGUUCAACGGUCUUGAAGUAGUUGCAGGUGGAGGAGCAGCUAUGGAUCCCCACAUGUCAUCGUCUUCCAAUUUCGCAGCUGCUUUUGCCGUGCUAAUCUUUGGUCUUGAGCUUGUAGCUACAAAAAGCAAUAAAUUUAACGCAGCCAUAUUGAGUUUUAAGAGACUAACAAAACUAUGUUGGGGGAACAGAUUCAGACUAAAGAUUGGUACCUGGAGGUCUAGAAGGCUGAGACACAGGUCGUUUUUGAGCUGCUUGAAUGUUUGAGAGAGCUGGAGCAGGUUUUGGUUCAUCAAUCGGAUCAAGAUCCCAACCGUCUUUGUCGCUCUCAUGACCUUCGUUAAUGUCAUUUUCAAUAUCUCCCCAACCAUCUGUUGAUGUUGGAGAUGGUGGUGCUGGUUGAUCUGUGAAGUCCGAGUUGGAACGUGCAUGAUGACUGGCUUUGACACUCGGAGCCUCCGUUGCUGAAGAAGAUUUACAAGAAAUAAACAAAAUAGGAAAAGAAAAAAUUGCACAUAAAUUUACUUCCAUGGUUAAGAGAAAAAGUAUGGCAAGUGAUCUCAAGUGUACCUGUGGUUGUAGCAUUUGAGGCUGCAGAAGCUAGGGAUGGUGCCGAAGAAGAAGAAGCAAGAGACGGUUGAUCUACUGGCUUACCCUUGAGAGUCAAAGAACUCAUAGCCCAACUAGAGGAAUAAGUAGAUAGUCCAGUUAGUGUACCAAUGACCAAUGCUCACAUAUGUAAUUCAUCUAUUUAAUCUGAUUUGACUAUACUCACC